Panicum hallii is the source of this 1524-nucleotide messenger RNA. RefSeq names its product protein trichome birefringence-like 21. The record is from RefSeq and is a predicted model, not a curated record. Gene Ontology annotation, cellular component: Golgi apparatus. The transcript has 4 exons. Lineage: Eukaryota; Viridiplantae; Streptophyta; Magnoliopsida; Poales; Poaceae. Gene Ontology annotation, molecular function: O-acetyltransferase activity. Bases 1 to 1284 code for a protein of 427 amino acids.
AUGAAGCCCCAGAAGAGCAGCCCGUCGUCCUCGCGGAAGCUCUCCGUCGCCGUCGCCACGCCGAUCCUCCUCCUGCUGGCCCUCGCCGUCGUCUCGCUCUACGACUUCAGCUUCGCCGCCGAUAGUUAUCAGUACUACAUACGCCGCGCCUCCUCUGCAUCGUCGACGUCGUCUCCGCCCGCCAACACAUCCUCGCCUUCGACGGCUCCGGCCUGCGACCUUACACGGGGCCAGUGGGUGCCCGACGACGAGCCGCCGUACUACACGAACCUGACGUGCCCCUUCAUCGACGACCUCCAGAACUGCAUGAAGUUCGGCAAGCCCAGCCUCGAGUUCAUGCGCUGGCGGUGGCAGCCCGACGGGUGCGACCUCCCGCGCUUCGACGCGGCGCGGUUCCUGGACGCAAUGAGGGGCAGGUCCAUGGCCUUCGUCGGGGACUCCCUCGCCAGGAACCACGUCAAGUCUCUACUGUGCAUCCUGUCCCAGGUGGCGCAGCCGGUGGAGGUCGUGACGACGGCGGAGGUCGACGUCACCGGGAGGGCCGUCCGGCGGGACUUCCACUACGGCAGCCACGGCUUCAACGUCUCCCUCUUCUGGUCGCCAUUCCUGGUCAAGGCCAACCUCUCGAACGCGGAGCUCGGCCUGGGCCUGUGGGACAUGCACCUCGACACGCCGGACGCCCGGUGGGCAGCGCACAUCGCCGACUUCGACUACGUCGUGCUCUCGGGCACCAACUGGUUCUUCCGCCCAUCGGUGUACCGUGAGGGCGGCCGCGUCGUCGGGCGCAACGGCGGCGCCGCCAGCGGCGCCCACGGCGCGAAGGCCGAGGUGCCCGUCUCCGGCGCCGUGCGCGCCGCGUUCCGCACGGCGCUCGGCGCCAUCGCGGCCCGCGAGGGGUUCCGCGGCAAGGCCUUUGUCAGGACGGUCACGCCCGCGCACUUCGAGAACGGGGAGUGGAACACCGGCGGCGACUGCGUCCGCACGCGCCCGUUCCGGCGCGGCGAGCGCGACCGGGACGCCGUCGUGGCCGAGUUCCGCGCCGCGCAGGUUGACGCGCUCAGGGAAACCGCGGCGGCGUCGCAGCGGAACGGCGCGGAGCUGCGGCUGCUGGACAUCACGGAGGCGAUGGAGCUGCGGCCGGACGGGCACCCGAGCCGGUACGGCCACCCGCCGGGCGGGAGCGUGGAGGGGAGCUUCGUAGUGGACUGCCUGCACUGGUGCUUGCCCGGGCCCAUCGACCUGUGGAGCGAGCUGCUGUUCCAGAUGCUGGUUGCUCACCAAUAGCAUCGGUCUUGCACUCAUGCUGACGGGUUCGUUUGGAAUGGGUGCGCAGAUGGACUCCACCAACUCCAAAUAAUUUUGUAGCUAAAUAUCCUAAUUUUAAAAUGUAAAAGCUUCAAAACUCUGGAGCUCUGGAGCUGUUCAAAGUAGAUUUUGAAUUUUGGAGCACCUCAUUUGCAGCUCCAGAACAUCCCGUUUUGUACUUCGAGCUGCGAGUUAAGGGGAAAUUACACACUUUUACCA